This is a messenger RNA of Phialemonium atrogriseum, 810 nucleotides long. RefSeq lists its product as uncharacterized. NCBI's taxonomy places the organism in Eukaryota, Fungi, Ascomycota, Sordariomycetes, Cephalothecales, Cephalothecaceae. The transcript has 3 exons. The record is from RefSeq and is a predicted model, not a curated record. Bases 1 to 810 code for a protein of 269 amino acids.
AUGCACCUCCCACGUGGCUCGGCCGUCGCCGCGACAGUGGUGGCCAUGUUCUUCACCACCGUGCAGCUCGAGCUGACCAGAGAUCCAAAAGUUACCCGCCACUGCGCGGGCCAGGACCCGGAAAUGACCCAGGGCGCGUACACGGAUCCCGCGACGGGCAUCGACUUCACGACGUGGUCGGCGAACCCGGACUCGGAUGGCGACGGCGCCUUCACCUUCGGCCUCGCGCUGCCCGAGGAUGCGGCGACCAGGGACGCGACCGAGUAUAUAGGGCUGCUGAGGUGCCAGAUCAAGUCUCCCGACCACACCGGGUGGUGCGGCAUCGCGCACGGAGGCAGCAUGGUGCAGGACCUUCUGCUGAUGGCGUGGCCGUACAACAACGACUCGGUACUCACCUCCUUCCGCUGGGCGACAGACUACUUCCCUCCAGACCCGUAUGCCGGCGCCGGCGCGGGCUCGACGGUGGUGGACCAGAUCAGCUCGUGGGUCAACGACACGGGCUACGAGCUCAUCUACCGGUGCAGGGGGUGUCUGUCGUGGGAGCAGGACGGGGAGGAAGGGGCGGCGAAUACGACGGCGGGACGGCUGUUCCUCGGACAUGCGCAGUCGUUUGACGCGCCGGGAAAUGCGGGGUGUCCCGCCGAGAUGGUGGUUGGGUUCCAUGAUAAUGGGUAUGGCCAGUGGAUGGCGUCGCUGGAGGGGGUGGCGAGGGAGGAGUAUGAGGAGUGGGCUGCGUUGGCUACGCAGACGGUGGUGGAUGAUUGUGCUGCCGGUGCUGCUACUGCUACUGUGACUGCGGCUGCUGGUUAG